UUUUUUACAUCAAACUCUGUCCGUAGUAUAUAUAAUUUGCAUCUCGAGGUUCUUAUACGAUUUUAUAAAAUAACAUUUUUAUCAUAACUUUCCCAAAAGCUUCUCUUCCAUCGCUGUACCGGUUUCCAUCUCAAAUCCCGGGAAAUUGAAUUGUUUCUCUGUCGGAGAAUCAUCAUCGAGACCUCUGUUAUCUCUCUCCGCCUCUCGUGGCCGUCCCUCCCUCUGUUUACCUCUGCCGAUCCCAUUUCUCCUUCCUUUCCCGAUGCGGUUGUCUCUCUCCCACUGAUCUACGAUUGAGCUUGGUUAGCCUCAUGAAUUAGGGCUUUUCUACGCAUCUUGUAUGCGGAGAUUGGAUCGCGCUCUUCUGUGCUUUUUGAUGCCGAAAACUUCUAGACACUGUCUUCGCUGCUAGAUUUCGGAUCAUCCUCCGUUUUCAAAUGGCAGCGCCGAGGCCGACGGGGAGCCAGGAUCUGUUCGAUACGUAUUUCAGGAGAGCAGAUUUGGAUGGAGAUGGUCAUAUCAGUGGAGCUGAGGCUGUCGCUUUCUUCCAGGGCUCGAAUUUGCCUAAACACGUCCUUGCUCAGGUAUGGUCUUACGCAGAUGCAAAAAAGGCUGGUUACCUUGGUCGAGCGGAGUUUUAUAAUGCUCUGAAGUUGGUAACUGUGGCACAAAGUAAACGGGAAUUAACUCCUGAGAUAGUGAAGGCUGCAAUAUAUAGUCCUGCUUCAGCCAGUAUCCCUGCUCCCAAAAUAAAUCUUGCUGCAACACCCUCUCCACAGCCCAGGGGAACUGUGCCUACUACACAAGCUCAGGGAGUUGCAUCAUUGCCAUCAGUAGCGGCUGGUAUGAGAGGACCUCAAAUGGGUGGAACUGUAAGCACUAGUAACCAACAAGUAGUCCCAGGCCAGCAGAACCAAUUUACUGGGCUGCCUCCAUCUCAACCACAGCAAAACUUUCAAAGCCAGGGUAUGCCAGCUGGAGGGACUAAUGCACCUCGUCCUGCAAACCAACCCAUGCCAUCUGAUUGGCUUAGUGGCAGAGAUGUUGGGCCCUCUGGGCAAGUGAAUUCUCAAAUUCCUUCGAGUCAGGGUGCAUAUGGUUUGACAGCACCUAAUUCAACUGCCAACCAUAUACCAAAACCGCAUAUGACACCUUCAGUAAUAAGCUCUACGACAGCCAGACCUCAAGAAUCAGCGCCUGUGCACAAGCCCCAAGAUCCAUUUGCUCCUUCAGGGGCUCGGGCUCCAGAUUCUUCAUCCAAUCAAUUGGUAGCCAAGGAUGCGGCUGCAUCAGGAAACGGGUUUCCCUCUGACUCACUUUUCGGAGAUGUGUUUUCAGUUGCUUCCACGCAGCCAAAACAGCAUACGACGGGAACUACUAUGGCUCCUGAGGUUACACAGUCUGUAGUUAGGCAAAGUUCAAUCCCACAACAGGGUUCAUUGAGCCAGCAUCAUGUUGGUGUUCAGAAUCAGCUUACUGGAAAUUCAGGGCAGCCAAUUGUUUCCUCCGGUGCAGCUUCUGGUACAACUGGCUCCACUGUUGGAGUUGGAAUUUCUGCAUCCAGUCAGUUGACCCCGCGUCAGUCCCAACCCCAGCCCCAACACCAACACCGACACCAACCCCAACCCCAACACCAACACCAGCCCCAAUACCAUCCCCAUCCCCAACACCAACCCCAUCCCCAGUCUCCAGCCCCUUGGCCAAAAAUGACUCCAGCUGAUGUCCAGAAAUAUACAAAGGUUUUUGUGCAAGUUGAUACUGAUAGGGACGGAAAGAUCACCGGGCACCAGGCUCGGAACCUGUUCACAAGUUGGAAACUCCCACGAGAGGCUUUGAAGCAGGUAUGGGAUUUAUCUGAUCAAGAUAAUGAUAGCAUGCUCUCCUUGAGGGAGUUUUGUAUUGCGGUCUAUCUAAUGGAGCGUUAUAGAGAGGGUCGACCUCUUCCCCCCAUGUUCCCAAACACUUUAAUAUCUAGUGAGAGCAUGUUUACCUCUCCUGGUCAAUCUGUGGCUCCACAUGGCAAUGCAUCCUGGGGACAACCACAUGGUUUCCAACAGCAAACGAGGCCACCAGCUAUUCCCAAAGGGAAGCCUCCGAGGCCGGUUCCUCUCUCUCCUAGUGAUGGAAUGGCCCCGCCCACCCAGCCAAAGCGAAAGUUGCCUGAGUUGGAAAAACAUCUGGUGGAUCAACUUAGCAAAGAGGAGCAGGAUUCACUCAACUCGAAGUUUGAAGAAGCAACUGCUGUUGAUAAAAAGGCACUUCCUGGUUUCUCUCUGAUUUUAAUGUGUCUUUUACCCCUCUUCAUAUGGCACUCAUUUGAAUUAUCCGUGUACUCUUUAACAUAUGCGUCUUCCAUUUCUUUUUUUUCAAAAUUCUUGUAUUUUGGUCUUCAGGUGGACGAACUUGAAAAAGAAAUAGCUGAUUCCAAGCAGAAAAUUGAGUUCUUCCGUGCUAAGAUGCAGGAACUUGUUUUAUACAAGAGCAGAUGUGACAACCGAUACAAUGAGAUCACAGAGAGAGUCUCGGGUGAUAAACGUGAGCUUGAAACUCUAGCAAAAAAGUAUGAGGCGAAAUACAAGCAGUCUGGCAACGUAGGCUCUAAAUUGACUAUUGAAGAGGCCACAUUCCGCGAUAUACAGGAGAAGAAAAUGGAAUUGUACCAGGCAAUAGUCAAAUUUGAAGAAGGCAAGCUUGAUGAUAGUGUUGUUAAGGAGCGCACUGAACACAUCCAAUCAGGCCUUGAGGAACUGGUUAAAAAUUUGAAUGAGCGCUGCAAACAAUAUGGAGUACGUGGCAAACCCACUUCUCUGGUGGAGCUUCCUUUUGGUUGGCAGCCUGGAAUCCAGGAAAGUGCUGCUGAUUGGGAUGAAGAUUGGGAUAAACUAGAGGAGGAAGGGUUUGCCUUCGUCAAGGAGCUUACACUUGAUGUCCAAAAUGUCAUAGCUCCACCAAAGGAAAAGACAUCGGUUUGGAAGAAAGAUGUUACAUCCUCAAAAGAAGGUGAAGACGUUUCAUCCACAGAUGUUGAGUCUAAAACAGAGAAAAAGCCAAGCAGUGGUGAAGAGGCUUCUGAAAAGGAUCCAGCAUCUGAACAUUCAGAAGGAAAAACAGAGAAAAACGGAUCUCUGGAUGACUCUAGAAAGGGUAUUGAAGCUGAUGGUUCACCUCGAACAAAAGAUACGAGGAGUGAAAAUGGCCAAGACGAUGGUGAAUCUACUGCUUCUGCUGGCAAAACUGGAAACGAACCUGUAUAUUAUGACUCUCACGAUGAUACAGAUUCAGUUUCAAGCUUCAACCCUGAUAGCGGAAAGGACAAGGAUCAUGAGAAGCAUGAUAGUGGCUUUGGAUUCGGAUUCGGAUUCGGAUUCGAUGACUUCAGCAUUAAGCCUAUAAAAACGGGCUCCAGCCUUUCAAGUGACUUCCUCCCUCCUAAGUUAUCUAUAUUCUCUGAUUCUGUCCCAAGCACCCCGGCAAAUGCGAACGACGCUUUCACUGCAAAACCUUCCUUGUUCGCUGAUUCUGUCCCGAGCACUCCUGCAACAACCACUGCCUCUUACCAAGGCACGAAAUCGUACUUUGAUGACUCGGUUCCAAGCACUCCUGCUUAUCCUGGCAACUUGUUUCCCGAGAAGAAAUCAUACUUUGAUGACUCGGUUCCAAGCACUCCUGCCUAUCCUGGAAACUUGUUUCCCGAAAAGAAAUCAUUCUUCGAUGACUCUGUCCCAAGCACUCCUGCUUAUAGCACGUCUGAUUUUGGCGGGAAGCCAUUUGCGUCAGAGACUCCUCGCUCAGACAACUUGUUCCCAGGAAGAAGUCCGUUCAUGUUCGACUCUGUCCCAAGCACACCUGCUGCACACGAUGACUUCUCUUCCAACAACAACAGCUUCUCCCGCUUCGACUCAUUCAACAGCAACAACAACGACCCUUUCUCUCUAUCCCGCACAGACUCGAUGCGCAGCACAAGCGAGCCCGACCCAUUCGCAUCCAGGUUUGAUUCUUUCAACUAUCAAAGAUAUGAUUCUUUCAAUGCACAGAGCUUUGAUUCAUCUAGCAACAACAACAACAACGCAUCCGAGACACCUAAAGCCUCAUUGACAAGAUUCGACUCAAUCGGAAGCACCAGAGACUCUGAUUACAGUCACGGGUUUGGGUUCGAUGACCAUGACCCGUUCGGUUCUACCGGACCAUUCAAAUCGACGACAACUACAGCAGAGACACCACGGAGUUCUGAUCAUUGGAAUGCCUUCUAGCCUCAAAAGUCAAAAGCCCACGUGUGAUAUGAAUAUGUUCACAAUAUCAUAUAGUUUGCUGUACUUUUACAGUUCGAACUUACCUUUCGGAAGAGUUAUAUGUAUUUCAUUUGUUUGGUUUGCCCUCUGCUUGCUUCAUUUUUAUUGUUAAUAUAUAAUAGUUCUAUUGCCAUUUUUUUAUCUUGCAAGGAUUUUUUGACGAGUGUCCUUUGAUCUCCCGAGUAGUGUUUCUUUCUUUGCCCAUUUUGUUAUAAUGAAUAAUGAACUUCUAUUUGACCUUGUGAAACAGAGAUUUAUAUUAUUGUAUCUUUGUUCUCUUAAGGAUAAUUUCCAGAUGUUUGUUACAUA
This is a messenger RNA of Thlaspi arvense, 4598 nucleotides long. NCBI's taxonomy places the organism in Eukaryota, Viridiplantae, Streptophyta, Magnoliopsida, Brassicales, Brassicaceae. The record is from the annotation of a GenBank genome assembly.